GUGAGUAACGGUUUGUCCGGAAUUUCCUUUCAAAGUUUCAAUUUUUUGAGGGAAAGCAUUUAAUUGCUGAGCAGUCGAGCAGUCCAAUACUUAUUAUCUUCGUAACAACGAUAACAAUCCACAAGCACUUGUACUCAAUCUUUAUCGUGACUCCCAGCAUCGAGCUAGAAUGUAUUCUUAUCUUGCCAGGUUAUCAGGUACAAAUCAAAUAACGACGAUGCCAUUAGAGCUUUAUCUCUUUGAAUGAGUACCCCGUAUUAAAAACAGCCAAUCCAACGGAAAUUGAAACAAUCCAUUUUUCGCGUCAGUUGUGAAUCAUAUUUUGGCCACACAACGUGUCUCAGCGAUCGUCCUAAAAUGCGUUGUUUGGUGAGAAUAAUCUAUUUGUUGCUGCUUUUGCAAUUUGCACAAUCGAUAGACAAAAAGUUCGUGACGUGUGACUUUGACUUGGGAGUCGAGGUUCUGCCGUAUUUACCGGAAGAAUGUCACAAUUUGGACGAAAUCACAAAAACUUUGCUGACAAGGGAAGCGGAAAGUUUCAAACAAUUUCACGAUAGAUUAACGGAUCACGAAUCUCGAGCGGGUUUGGAUACCGAGGACAACAUUCAUAAGGAUUGGGCAUUCCGGGAGAAACUAUACGGAAAGGCUGAACCAUUUCUAUGUCGAAACGAUACGGAAACGUUGCAAGACUACGCGGCCUGCAUGAUUGAUAAACGUGCCGACAUGGUUACAAUGAUUUUGGAAAGUGUCCAAGCACCUUAGACUAAAAAAAUUGUGUUUCUUUCCAUAUAAAUUUAGUAAUAAUCCUAAACAGUGCUGUGUCGUGUUUAUUCAAUACAGUAAUUAAUUGUAAA
Messenger RNA from Topomyia yanbarensis, 854 nucleotides. RefSeq lists its product as uncharacterized. Bases 358 to 762 code for a protein of 134 amino acids. Lineage: Eukaryota; Metazoa; Arthropoda; Insecta; Diptera; Culicidae. The record is from RefSeq and is a predicted model, not a curated record. The transcript is spliced from 2 exons.